UCCUGAGCCAAGUGUAGUUUCCUCCGGAUUUAUUGGCUUCGGGGCGCCCCUCUGAAGACGGGUGACGCUGGCUUGGCCGGCUGAUCACCUGUGGGCCUCCUCUUGUUGCCCCCGCUGCUGUGUUCAUCCCACGGCGUAACCAUGGCCGGCACUAGCAGUCCUGAGGCGGUGAAAAAACUGCUGGAAAAUAUGCAGGGCGACCUACGGGCCUUGAGCCUGGAGUGCCGCAAAAAAUUCCCUCCCGUCAAAGAGGCUGCUGAGUCAGGAAUAAUAAAAGUAAAAACAAUAGCAGCACGAAACACUGAAAUCCUAGCAGCUUUGAAAGAGAAUAGCUCAGAAGUGGUUCAGCCUUUUCUAAUGGGUUGUGGAACAAAAGAACCAAAGAUCACUCAGCUAUGCCUAGCUGCUAUCCAGAGGCUCAUGUCUCAUGAAGUUGUUUCAGAGGUUGCUGCUGGAAAUGUUAUUAAUAUGCUUUGGCAACUUAUGGAAAAUAGCCUUGAGGAACUUAAGCUGCUUCAAACUGUUCUUGUAUUAUUAACAACCAAUACAGUUGUCCAUGAUGAAGCACUUUCUAAGGCAAUUGUUCUUUGUUUUCGAUUACACUUCACAAAAGAUAAUAUCACCAAUAAUACUGCAGCAGCCACAGUCCGGCAGGUAGUUACUGUUGUUUUUGAAAGAGUGGUUGCUGAGGAUGAACGCUAUAAAGGUAUUAUUGAAGAACCAGUAGGAAUUCAAGGAAAUAGUAACAGAAGAUCUGUAAGCACCUUAAAACCAUGUGCUAAAGAUGCAUAUAUGCUUUUUCAGGAUCUUUGUCAACUGGUUAAUGCUGACGCCCCUUACUGGCUUGUAGGAAUGACAGAAAUGACUCGAACAUUUGGUUUGGAGCUACUUGAAUCAGUCCUCAAUGAUUUCCCACAAGUAUUUUUACAGCAUCAAGAAUUUAGUUUUCUCCUUAAAGAAAGGGUUUGCCCAUUGGUGAUUAAGCUCUUCUCACCAAAUAUCAAAUUCAGACAAGGUUCCAGUACUUCAUCUUCACCUGCACCAGUGGAAAAGCCUUAUUUUCCUAUUUGCAUGCGCCUUUUGAGAGUUGUUUCUGUAUUAAUCAAACAGUUCUAUACUUUGUUGGUAACUGAAUGUGAGAUCUUUCUGUCAUUACUCGUAAAGUUUCUGGAUGCAGAUAAACCUCAGUGGUUAAGAGCUGUUGCAGUAGAAUCCAUACACAGACUUUGUGUGCAACCACAACUCCUAAGGUCCUUUUGCCAAUCUUAUGAUAUGAAGCAGCAUUCUACCAAAGUAUUCCGUGACAUUGUGAAUGCUCUGGGAUCAUUUAUUCAAUCACUGUUUCUUGUACCAAACACAGGAAGUGCCUCAGCUACAAUAAACCAAACAGGAGGCAGUGUUCCUGGUGGUACAACCUCAGCACAGUCCAAUCCUGGAAUGUUAGGUAUUGGUGGAGGUGUGACUGUAUUACCUGCUUUUGAAUAUAGAGGUACUUGGAUACCAAUCCUCAAUAUAUCAGCACAGGGUAGUGCUAAAGCUACCUAUCUGGAAAUGUUGGAUAAAGUUGAGCCACCUACAAUUCCUGAAGGCUAUGCCAUGUCAGUAGCAUUUCAUUGUUUGCUGGAUCUUGUCCGUGGCAUAACUAAUAUGAUUGAAGAAGAAUUAGGACACAUUGAAAUAGACAGUCAAGUACCAACAAUUGAUGCACAGUCUUCACCGACACAGUCUUUGGACCACCAGUAUUUUCAUUCAGCAUCUGAUCAGACUGCCAAAGAUACAGAUCACAGAGUUGUUUGGGAAGAAAUGGUGAAUGCAUGCUGGUGCGGUCUUCUUGCUGCACUGUCUUUACUUCUGGAUGCUAGCACUGAUGAAGCUGCCACAGAAAAUAUUCUAAAAGCAGAGUUGACUAUGGCUGCAUUGUGUGGAAAAUUAAAUCUUGUAACAUCAAGAGAUGCCUUUAUUACUGCUAUUUGCAAAGGUUCUUUGCCUCCUCACUAUGCCCUGACAGUACUGAAUACUACUACUGCUGCUCUUUUCAGUAAAUCAUAUUCCAUCCAGGGUCAAAAUGUUCAGAUGAUCAGUCCAUCUAGUGAAUCUCAUCAGCAAGUUGUAGCAGUGGGACAACCACUGGCUCUUCAGCCACAGGGAACAGUAAUGCUUACAUCUAAGAAUAUACAGUGCAUGAGGACAUUACUUAGCUUGGCGCAUUGUCAUGGAGCUGUCCUUGGUACAUCAUGGCAACUUGUCUUAGCUACACUCCAGCAUCUUGUAUGGAUUCUUGGUUUGAAACCAGGCAUUGGAGGUGCUUUAAAGCCUGGAAGAGCUGUAGAAGGACCUAGCACAGUUCUAACUACAGCUGUUAUGACUGAUCUGCCAGUUAUCUCCAACAUUCUUUCCAGACUGUUUGAAAGUUCACAGUAUCUGGAUGAUGUUUCAUUACAUCAUUUAAUAAACGCACUUUGUUCGUUGUCUCUGGAAGCCAUGGAUAUGGCCUAUGGAAAUAAUAAGGAACCAUCAUUGUUUGCUGUUGCUAAAUUGUUAGAAACAGGACUGGUUAACAUGCAUAGGAUUGAAAUUCUGUGGAGACCACUGACUGGUCAUCUUUUAGAGGUCUGCCAACAUCCAAACUCACGGAUGAGGGAAUGGGGAGCGGAAGCUUUAACUUCUCUCAUCAAAGCGGGGCUGACAUUUAAUCACGACCCUUCACUCUCUCAGAACCAGAGGCUUCAGCUGCUGUUACUAAACCCACUGAAAGAGCUGUCAAAUAUCAGUCACCCUGAUAUUAGGCUCAAGCAGUUGGAAUGUGUUUUACAGAUUUUGCAAAGUCAAGGGGACAGUCUAGGGCCUGGAUGGCCUUUGGUACUUGGAGUAAUGGGAGCAAUUAGAAGUGAUCAAGGAGAGUCUCUAAUACGGACUGCAUUCCAGUGUCUCCAGUUGGUUGUGACUGACUUUUUGCCAACAAUGCCAUGUACUUGCCUACAGAUUGUGGUAGAUGUCGCUGGAAGUUUUGGGCUUCACAACCAAGAACUAAACAUCAGCUUAACAUCAAUUGGUCUUUUGUGGAAUAUUUCAGACUAUUUCUUCCAAAGAGGUGAAAUUAUUGAAAAGGAGUUAAACAAGGAAGAAUCAGUGUUACAGAAGCAAGCAGAAGAAAAGGGGGUAACAUUGAACCGUCCAUUCCAUCCGGCACCCCCAUUCGAUUGCCUCUGGCUGUGUCUGUAUGCCAAGCUCGGUGAACUCUGUGUAGAUCCACGCCCUGCAGUUAGAAAGAGUGCUGGGCAGACUUUAUUCUCUACAAUUGGUGCUCAUGGAACUUUACUUCAACAUUCAACAUGGCAUACAGUUAUAUGGAAGGUUCUCUUUCAUUUGCUGGAUAGAGUGCGAGAAUCUUCUACAACUGCUGAUAAAGAGAAGAUUGAGUCUGGUGGUGGUAACAUUCUCAUUCACCAUUCACGAGAUACAGCAGAGAAACAGUGGGCUGAGACGUGGGUACUAACAUUGGCUGGAGUAGCUAGAAUAUUCAACACAAGGCGAUACUUGUUGCAGUCCUUAGGAGAUUUUUCUGAAGCUUGGGAUGUUCUUCUUGAUCACAUUCAGUCAGCUGCACUCAGCAAAAACAAUGAGGUUUCUUUGGCUGCUUUGAAAAGCUUUCAGGAAAUCUUACAAAUUGUGUCUCCUGUUAGAGAAACUGAAAAACCUGAUACACCCCCUGCUAUUAAUGUUCCUGUGCCUGUCCUCAUAGGAUCAGUGACUGCCACUGGCCUUGGAAGAUCUUUUAUGAGAACUGAUUCUAUAGGAGAAAGGAUUGGAAAAUACAGUGCAACUGAACCUCCUGUAGUAACAGAUGAAAUCGAAGACUUGGAUCUUUGGUGGGCUGCAUGGAACAGUUGGUUUAGAAUUGGUUCAGAAAGUACAAAGCCUCCACUUUCUUUUGAUAAAAUGACUUUUAUUCCCAGCCAGCCUUUUCUUACAGCUUUAAUACAGAUAUUUCCAGCCCUUUAUCAACACAUCAAAACAGGUUUUAGUAUGGAUGAUCUGCAAAAACUAGGUGUCAUUCUACAUGGUGCAAUCUCUGUUCCAAUCAGUUCGGAUGCAUCUCCUUUCAUCUUACCAUCAUAUACUGAGGCAGUUCUAACAAGUUUGCAAGAAGCAGUUCUUACGGCUUUAGAUGUCUUACAAAAGGCCAUAUGUGUUGGUUCAGAAAACAUGCAAGUAAUGUAUCCUGCUAUCUUUGAUCAGUUGUUAGCUUUUGUUGAAUUUUCCUGUAAACCACCACAAUAUGGACAGCUAGAAACAAAACACAUUGCCAAUGCAAAAUACAAUCAGAUACAACUGUUUGCACCGGCAGAAUGGGUAGCACUGAAUUAUGUACCAUUUGCAGAGAGGUCUUUAGAAGUUGUGGUAGAUCUGUACCAAAAGACAGCUUGUCACAAGGCUGUGGUAAAUGAAAGAGUCCUUCAGAAUAUUAUCAAGACACUGAGGAUGCCUCUGAGUUUGAAGUAUGCUUGCCCUUCAGAAAGCACAUGGAAACUGGCAGUUUCUUCACUCCUUAAAGUUCUCUCAAUUGGGUUACCAGUUGCAAGACAGCAUGCUUCCUCUGGAAAAUUUGACAAUAUGUGGCCAGAGUUAGCCAACACUUUUGAAAACUUUUUGUUUACUAAAAGUUCACCUCCAGAUAAUCUUUCUAUUCAAGAGUUUCAGAGAAAUGAAAGUAUUGAUGUUGAAGUGGUACAGCUCAUCAGUACAGAGAUAUUGCCAUAUGCUAAUUUUAUUCCCAAGGAAUUUGUUGGUCAGAUUAUGACUAUGCUUAAUAAAGGUUCAAUACAUUCUCAGUCCUCUUCAUUUACAGAGGCAGAAAUAGAUAUUCGUAUGAGAGAGGAAUUUUCGAAGAUGUGUUUUGAAACACUGCUUCAGUUUUCAUUCAGUAACAAAGUAACAACUCCUCAAGAAGGCUACAUUUCACGAAUGGCACUUUCUGUUCUCUUAAAACGAUCUCAAGAUGUGCUUUAUCGUUACAUAGAAGACGAAAGACUAAGUGGCAAGUGUCCACUUCCACGGCAACAAGUUACAGAAAUAAUAUUUGUUUUAAAAGCUGUCAGUACUCUCAUAGACUCUCUUAAAAAAACUCAGCCAGAAAAUGUUGAUGAUAACACGUGGGCACAGGUUAUUGCUCUGUACCCAACGUUAGUAGAAUGUAUCACCUGUUCAUCUUCAGAAGUCUGCUCUGCUCUCAAAGAGGCAUUAGUGCCCUUUAAGGACUUCAUGCAUCCACCAGUAUCCAAGGUACAGAAUGGAGAGUCAUGACCAAAUUUUAACACUUUUUAAAGAAAAAUGCAUCUAUUACAAAAAAUGUUUAUUAUGACUUGACACAUCUCUAAUAAAUCUCAUAUGACUUGUACUUGGUAAGCAGCGUUGACUGCCUCUAAACUGUACUAACCAGAACUCUGUGAUUCAUAUCAAGCUCGCAUCUGAAUCUGGGGAGCGGGGGGUAAGAAGUACAAGCCUUUGACUGAGAAGAAUCCAUUUUAAAGUACAGUACUUGCUACAGUAACUUGAAGUGGUGAUUGAAAAGUGGACUUAUGUAUAGCUUAUGUAUUGUGGAUGACUUAAUGAUGUAAUUAAGGAAAAAAAAUUGAUUUAUUGAGUUUAUUAGGCAGGUGCUUUACACCUUUUUUCAAGUACAAACUGUACUAAAAUUUUAUGCAAGAUGGUACUGUAACAUUCCAUAUUAUCUGUAACCAGCCUUUGUAAACAAGGGGAAGACGUAAUGUGUGUAUAAUAAAUCGUACAGUUCUGUAAAAAAUUUGCAUUUAUUAUUUAAAUUAUUUUUAAAUAUUGAUAAUGUUUUAAGGCUUGAAAAUAUAUUUAUUAUAUUAAGUUGUAUGCAUUUUUACUUAAUAAGCGCAUUCAUAUUUGAGCAUACAGGGUUUUUUUUCCUUUUUUGGCAUAUUUGAAUGUAUAUUAUCUGUGGCCAAUGAAUAAUAAUUUUACUAACAGGUCAUGUGAAUAAAGAUAGUGGCAAACAGUCUGUGAGCUGCUAUACUAAAUUAAUCUGCAUAGGCAGAACAUUGGUGUGUAGCACUCAAAACACUACCAUACCUCAUUUCAUGAAGUAAUUCUUUUACUGUUAGCCCUCUCAUGCUACACUUUUUAAAAAACUUAUAUUUGAACUGUAUAUGUGUUUUCUUUUUGUUUUGAUCCUAAACAGCUUUGAACACAUUAUUUAAUUAUAACUAAAGCAAGAUAAUUUCAAGUAUCAGCAAUAUUUUACUGUAUGUCAUUGUCAUUGUUUCAAUUAUCUUAAGUGCUUUGUUUUGUAAUGUCUUUUCAAACUGAAGAAAAACUGUUCUCUUUGAGUAUGCUGUGUGUGUGACACAAAGAAAGAAGUGUAUUUUUGAAGAUAGUUUAGAGAUACAGUAAAUUGUCAAAGUACAA
Molecule: messenger RNA, 6435 nt
Organism: Candoia aspera
Lineage: Eukaryota; Metazoa; Chordata; Lepidosauria; Squamata; Candoiidae
Gene: MON2
Product: MON2 homolog, regulator of endosome-to-Golgi trafficking
Exons: 35
Coding region: 142-5304 (1720 amino acids)
Source: RefSeq, a predicted model, not a curated record